GUAGUGUGGAAGAGAUGCCAUACAACAACUAACGUAGACCUGCAUGCUCGAGCCGAGGCCAUUGAAAAUAAGUAAAAUGGCGCGAGCUCGGUUUCCUGGCAGACCUGGCCAAAGAGUUGGCCGAAACUAUGUUAAUUAUUUCACAGAUGAAACGAAAUUUCAUUUAGACUUGACAUCCAUUACUAGCAUUAUGCCUAUUUCAGAAAACAUCAAGAAAGGCUUACAACACUUCUACGAACAGUUUGGAACGUCGGGUGAAGAAGAUGAAUUUGAAGGAUUUAAUUUUGAAGAGCAAAGGCGAGCUGAGCUUAGAAAAAAGAUGAAAAAGAAAAAAGAAAUGGCAAUUAUUACUCGACCAGGUAUUCAAGGCAAUUAUUUUCAGUUGCGAAAGAAACCUAGACAAGUGUCUGGGUCAUCUUGCUCUUCCUCUGAAACUUCAGAUUCUUCAAGAGGACGUUUAGGUAUGAGACACUUAGCAAGGAAAUCUUAUGAUAAAAUGAUAAAGGAAGGCUUAUGCAUAUCUUAUGACAUGUUAGGAGCAACUGUAGAUCAUGAUAAAAAGACACAGUGUGAAUCCUUGGUUUGUAAUACAAAAUUGUUUUCAACUGAUGACAGCAAAAAUAUAUAUGAGAUUUCUUCUCAAAAAAGCAGAGCUGAAAAAACAUUAAUAUGUGAAAUAGAAUCAUUACCUAUUACAAAACCCCAUAGAAGACAUUCUAGUAAAACAUUGGCAAAGAGGCUAUUAGAUCGAGCCAAAAAAGGUCAGUCCUUAAGUGAAAAAUGUGUUUUAUCAAAAUCAUGUAAUACUGUGCUACGGUGUUUAAGAGAUCAAACAAUAAGAAAACGUCAUUCUGCUUCUAGGAAGCUGAGUGCUACAAAACAACAGAAAGAAAAGUCUGAAGCAAGAAUGCAGAAAUACAAUCAUCCUAUUACAUUAGAAAAGAAACGUGGACGUAAGAAGUCUUCAGAAAAUCUUUAUAAACAAGAGAGGUUAUCAGUCUCUCCUGUUUUAGAUUACCCUGCAUCCUAUAAGAAGAAAACAUUUACAAUUCCAUCAGUUAGUGCUAACUCUGCUAGAAAAAUUAUUCCAAGAAAGAGAUUUUUAGAUGAAUUUGAUUCACCAGUACAGUAUUCAGUAAAUAAAAAACCAAGAUUUCAGAGCAAAAACUUAUCAACCACACAUAUGUCUUAUCCUUAUGUUUCAAGUAAGAAAGUACUAGAUGAAAUUGAUGAUUCAAAGAAGAUAGGUUUGCUUGAUCAGCCAUUGGUGCUAGAAGGAAAAAGACCUUGGAAACCCAGUCUAAAAGUUCAGAUGAAGCUCUCUGAGAUGAGCUAUGAUUCUCCUUUUGGAUUAAAAAAAUCAGAAGGAGACAGUUCUGGUACCUCUUCAGGUUCGUUUAAAGAUUUGAUAAAGCGAGACAUGGUCAGUAAGUAUGCAGAUAUUAUGGCAAAAAAAACGAGAGAAAGGGCUAAGUCGUGUGGUCGUCAGGAUGGUUAUAAGAAACUUUCAAAAGAGAAACCAAAAAAACAAAUGAAAUCCAAAUCUAAUAUACCAACAACAAAAGAAUGUGAUGUCAAUAAAGUUAAAAAGGUUGAAGAAAAUAGACUAGAAGAUAAAGUUGCAGCCAAAAUUGAAAAGAUAUUGAAAUCCCAGUGGGAAGGAAGAUUGCAUCAGUCUUCUGAUGGAAUCUCAGGUGAAUUAAACACUAAUACUAUUUUGUCAUCAAAGCAUACAUCAUCUAACUUGAUUAUUGGUUCAGCUGAACAGCAAAAAAUUUCUUCACAAGAGACAACUAAAGGAAUAUUAAGAAAAGCUCGUUUACAACUUAACAAGAGGACAUUAAUGAAGUUGAGACAACCAGCUAGUAUUAAGAAACUAAGUGAACAGUUUCAGAGAGAGAGUGAUGAAAUUCCAAGACUUUCUUCCAGUAAGAUUGUACCGAUACCUUUAUCUCCUGUAGAAGUGAUAAACAAAAUCAAAACAUCAGAAACAGGUCAUAGAAUUAUUACUGUACCUGUGAUGUCCACUAAACUUCAACCAAAGGUGGAAACUUUGAAAUCAUUUUCACCAGAUUCAUCAGUGUCACAUGUUGCAUCCAAUGCAGAAUUACUUCAUUCUACAGUGAACCGUGAUGCUUCUUUUCUUGUACAGUCUUCAAGGUCGGAAUCUUCCAAAACCUUUGUAAAUGACUCCAUGCAGCAUAACACAUUGAUUCCUAGUGGGGUUCCUCUCUUACCACAAGCAUCUCACACAUCUGAAGAGCCACCUAAGCUUGUAAAGAACAAUCAUUCUACUGGAACGAAGUCCCAAGGAAACAUCCAGUUUGGUCAACCAGGAACUAUAACUUGUGCAAUUUGUGGACAUGUUAAAUUCUACUCUCGUGUUCAGAGAAGAUUUAAACAGUUCAGCUGUGAAUCUUGUAGCAAGUUCUUCUCUCACUUUAUUAGGAGGCCAAAACAGCUGUAUUGUUCUAAAAAAGGCUGUUGUCCAGUUCUUCCUCGUUCUGAGUUGCCUCCAGGACUUACAGUUGCUCUCCAGGCAAAAAUACGUGCUCUAGAGCAACGAUGUAAAGCUUGUUGGUUGAAGGUUUGUUACCAAAAGUUCUUUGUCACACCAAGCGUUCGAGAAAUUGUCUUACAGUUUACACCAAGGAUUGAAAGCACUGAAGAGCCAAUGCUAACUGGAACAGGGAAUUUAGUGAAGUUUAAGGAUCCUGUUGUGGGUUUGUCUGUGAGGGCUAAGAGACAGAAGUUAAAAAGGAUCAGAGAAGAGAAAAUCAAGAAAAUUAAGCAGGCUCAGGGACUGGAUAACAUUUCUGUUUUAAAAGUGAAGAAAAAUAAUAAUAUAAAGUCUAAUAAAACUGAUUCCAAAGGAAAUUGUCGAAGCCUAAAACCCUCAAAGAAGUUAAAAAAUAAGACUGGAAAACAGCAGAAGCUUCACGAGGAUGGAAUAUCAACACAGCUGGGACAGAAAAAAACAUCUAACAAGCUUAUGGAGAAAAGACAAAAAGGAAAUAAAUUAAAAGCAAAGAAACCUGAAAUAAAAAAUUCUUUGGACACUACUGCAAAUAAACCAUAUAUUGAUAAAUAUCUAGAUACUUUUGAAACUCCAGGUUCAAGUAAAUUGACUGACAGUUUUUGUAAAUCAGAACUUUGUGUUCCUCCUGUACUUGAAGAAGACUACAUUUCUAAGCAGGAAGAAGAAGAUACAAUCUCUGAGAAGAAUGAAAUUAUUAGUGGUCAGUCUGGCAGUAAAGUGUCUCUUCAAGAAAUUCCUGUGUUUGAAGAAGAAAAUCCUGAUUCUCAGGCAAUAGUGGUACGUAAAGGACCAAGAAUCAAACAUGUCUGUCGAAGGGCAGCAGUAGUAUUAGGUUUGAAGCGAGCAAAAUUUCCAGUGCGCAAAGAGAAGAAGCGAUUCAGUCUGAGUGCCUUGCCUGUUGAAGAGAAAGAAAAAAUCUUGGAAACUGAGUCAGGACAGAGUACUUCUGACCAUAAUGGCACAGGUCCUCCAGAAUUGAACAAACACUCACCAAGUAGAACAGAAAAAGAUAAUGUAGAAGGAAUGACUAAAGAAAAGGCUAAACCUGAGAAUAAGGUACCCUUACCAUCCAAGAAGCUUUCAACAGUGCCCUGUAAAAAAACACCUAAGGUAUCUGCCAAAAAGGUUCAGCAAGGUGGGAUGAGGAAAGUUCGCUGUAGAGAAUGUCAAGGCUGUCUUGCAGAAGACUGUGGGAAAUGUGUUUACUGUCUAGACAAGAAGAAAUUUGGUGGACCAAAUGUUAUCAAACAAGCCUGCAAGUAUCGUCGCUGCUUGAGACCCCAAAUGCCUGCUUUUAGCAAGAAGGUAGUUGAACGUCCACCACCAAAAGGUGAGGGUGAUGACCAUAUGGGUGGGUUUGGAGGAAGUGGUUCAUCAGGAGUUGGUACAGCUAUGUCUCCUUCUUCUAGUUCUCCUUCAUCCACUCACAGUGGAAAUAACAACAGUGGAAGUAGUAGUAGCAGCAGCAGUAGUAGUAGUAGCAGUAGUGGACGUUGUGGCUCAGGGUGUGGUUCAGCAGGGACUUCAUCUAGUACCAGUGGCUGUGAUAAUGGAAAGGAAUGCUAUGGUUCUACAUCUUUGGAUCCCCAAGUGAAAGAAAACAAUUCCUUUGUACACUGUACUUGUGAAACUGUUUCCUGUGGUAGUGGUACAUGGUCAGCCCUUGAUCCAUCUCUGGGCUCUUGUAGUGUAGUAGCUUCACCUUUUCUUGAGGACAAGGUCAAUAAUAAUGAAAAUAUCCAUAAUCAUUCAGAUUGCAGUCACAAAACAGUUUGUUCACAAGUUUUUCCGAAUUCAGUAGUCCCACUUUCCAGAAUAACACCUUCUCAGUCAGCCCACUCAGUUUGUACUAAGGCCAGAACAUCUUCGACUUGGGACAUAACAAGACCACAGAAGACGUAUGAAAUCAAAAGACAACCAUAUCGAAAACCUUGCCUUAUCUAUGCAGAUUAUUGGGAAGAUUAUGAUCCUCAACACAUUUGGAAUGAAGGAUUUGCCCUGAUUGGUUCUCAGGUGUUUCCAGUCAGAAACACAUGUUAUCUAUGUGGCAGUGCUGGAGUGAAAGAGUUUAUCUAUUGUAGUAAUUGCUGUGAACCAUUUCAUCAAUUUUGUCUUGAUGAAUGUGAUGUUCCCCAAGCAGAAAAUGUUCUCACUUGGUGUUGUAAGCGCUGUCAAAGAUGUUUAGCUUGUGGACGACAAAAAAAUCUUUUAAAAUGUAGCAAAUGUCACAAUACAUACCACUCAGAAUGCUUGGAAUUGAAUUAUCCAUCAAAACCCUCUAGGAAAAAAAAGAUCUGGAUGUGCCCUAAGUGUGUGAAAUGUAGAAGCUGUGGCACCACCACUCCAACUCUAACAAAGCUUGGAGUAUUGUGGAACUUUGACUGCUCACUUUGUCUGGAUUGUACAAAGUUAAUGGAAAAAGGCAACUUCUGUCCUAUUUGCAAGAAGUGUUAUGAAGAUGAUGAUUUUUUGUUAAUGAUGGUGCAGUGUUCAAAGUGCAAGAAUUGGGUUCAUGCCAAAUGUGAAAAUAUCACAGAUGAGAUGUAUCAAAUGAUGUCUUAUCUGCCAGGAGGAGUAGCAUAUACCUGCAAGUGUUGUGCCCCUCAGAGACCCCCACAGUGGCUUACAGCCAUUAAAAUGAAAUUGCAGACUGGUCUGAAAUCUGUAUUAGUCAGUUUGCUUCAAGCAAGAAGUGCCAGGCAUCUUAAAAAUAAAAAGAAACACAAGACCAAAGGAAGAACAGGGACAGAAGGCAAUGCUAAGAAUAACCAGAACUCUACUGAUCCUGGGGGUGGCCAACAAAGAAUUGAGUCAGAGUCUGCUAAGACUGUUGUGGAAAGUGAAAAGGCAUCUACUUUAACUGGAAAUUCUAAACCAGUAAAUACAUCUCAAGAAUUUUCACAGAUAUUGCACAACAGAAGUGAUGGACAGUUACACUCAGGUACAAACACAGUUUGUUCACAGAGCUGCCUCUCAGGACAUAGCAAGGCUAUGGACCAUCCUGGUGAAAUGCUAGUCAACCAUAGUCCUGGUGACAUACAUUCAGUGAGUAGUGAAUCUCAAACUCAUGCUUCUAAAGACUCAAAUUGUUUCUCUUCCAAAAGUGCCUGUUUGCUUUUGUCUGACCUCACGUCCUUCAGUGCUGAAAAUAAUACAAAGGAUGAUAUUAAAACUGAAUCUUUAGUAGAUGAACUGGCUCUGCAGGUUGAUCAAGAGCUGAAAGGGUACUGUGAUGGCCUGGCUAUCUUGAGCUAUGCUGCAACAGAAUGUAGCAAUAAAAACACAGACUGUGAUAUUGGGGCUGAGAAGAACAAGUUUUGUGAUAUGGGAGAAGACUUUCAUGACCUGGAAGUCCUUGAUGCUAACUUUGAUGGAGCUUCUACAGAAGAUUUACUCCUAAGUGAUGGUGAAUUAGAAGAGAGUUUGUUGCUUCCAAACAAUGUCAAUUUUGAAGAUUUUGAUUUUUCAUCAGUUGGUGCUAACUUCACUGGUGAUAAAAGUGAGAUUAUUUUUGGUUCUGGUGGCUUAAGUCAAGUUCAGGAUGCUGACAAUUGUCCUGAGAUUUCAGUUACAGCACAAGUAGAAAACAAAUCCUUUCCUACACAUCUAGAGGUUAAUGUUGAUAGAGAAGUUUGGGAGGAGGAACAAAUGCCUUUGAGUCUUCCGCCAUUAACCUCUGAAUCAAUAAUUCAGCAUUCUAGAGUGCCUGUGUGUGAAAAUGAAGGAAGUAAAUCAUUCAUAAAUAACUCAACCAAAGAUGUCAACGAAAGUGACAAAUUAGCUCUUGUAACAUUUAUUGGGAGUCAGCCAAAAGAUUUGACUUCAAUAAAAAUCAAGUUAGAAAGUGGGGGCUACCAGACUGUUCAAGAAUUCUGUGAUGAUAUAAUUAGAGUGUUCCAAGCGUGCAACAGUAGAAGCCAUCAAAAAAUCUUCGAAGUAAGAAAUCUCUUUGCAAAGCAAAUGGAGAAGGUAUUUCCAUGGUUCAAGAUACAAAUGUUUAAGCUUUGGGGUGUACAUAGUGCACCUGAAGUACCUGAAGGAGUACUUCCUGAAGCUGUUGUUCCACCACAUCUUGAUCAUAUGUAUGCUCAGUAUCUUAGUCGAGCAGUCAGAGAACCAUUGAUCCAACCAGGAAAGCUGAGAAAACUAAAAGGUGGAGAUCAAAAAGAAAUGGGGCCAUCUUGUGAUCCUCGCAAGUGUGUCCUUUGUUCACAAUAUGGAGAUGCUGAACCUGCUGAAUCUGGACGACUAAUAUAUUGUGGCCAAGAUGAUUGGGUUCACAUCAACUGUGCUCUUUGGUCAGCUGAAGUAUUUGAAGAAGUUGAUGGAUCCCUUCAGAAUGUGCAUGCUGCCAUUUCACGAAGUCGUUUGUUGCGAUGUGAUGUGUGCAGUAUUGCUGGUGCUACAGUAGGGUGUUGUAUUCGUGGGUGUCCAGCAAACUAUCAUUUCAUGUGUGCCAGAAACUUGGGAGCAGUGUUUCAAGUGGAUAAGAAGGUAUAUUGUACAGAACAUGCUGACUGUGUGGAUCAAGAGGUUGUUAAAGAUGAUGGAUUUUUGUUGGAUCGAUGUAUUUAUGUUGACCAAGAUGGGAUUGCACCUAAGUGGGUUAGGAAGUCUUGGCAGAAUGGAGUAGAUUCAAGAAGCUUAACUGUCUUAAUAGGAUGUAUGACAGUAGAAAAGAUCGGGUAUCUUACCUCAGCAUCCGAUUGGAAACAAGCUCUUAUUCCUGCAGGCUAUUGUUGCACAAGAGUGUUUUGGAGUACUAAGAAUCCCCAACAAAGAGUUGUUUAUACCUGUCGUACUUAUGAAGUUUGGCCCGAGAAGUCAUCAGUUGAAAAAGACAUUGAGGAACAUCAAACAAUAGCUCACAAUAUGGAAGAUGAAUUUCUUUGUUCCACUGAACUUUCAGAUUCUGUAUCACUGAAAACAGACAUGAAAAAUCUUAGUCAAGAAGUGGUUUCUGCUUGCAGGGAUAAGUUUCAACAUCUCCAGGAUUUCACAGAUUCUGAGAAAUCUUUUGAAAUAUCUCAAACCAGAGAAAUGCAUAACUUAUCAAGAGACAUUCCAGAAUUGUCCAACCUUAAUAAACAUUCUGUCCAUAAAAAUGUGAACAGAGUACAUUACUGUGAUACUGACACUCCAGAGGUUGCAGAUAAAUCCAGAACAAAUGUCACUAACCAAUCCAUAAAUGCAGCUUUUGAAAAGAAUUUAUCAAACUUCUUGCCUUGCAAAAGAAAGUCAUCUCUUGAAUUUGAACCUAAAGAAAUAAAUUUGCAUAAUGAAUUAGCUAAGAUAAACUUAGAUGAUCAAAAAGCUUAUGCCUCAGACAUUGAAAAAAUAUUCAAGUUAUCAGACCAACAUCAGAAAAGAGAUUCUGUGAUAAUUCAGUCAAAGACACAGAAGAGUAUAAACAAGUCUGAUAAUUCUGUCACAGAUAAUAGAAAUGACAGUAAUAUAGCAACGAGCUUAGCUUUAAGAAAAACUCAAGUGACAUGUGACAAUAAUUUAGGUUUUAAAAAUUCUGUUAAUGAGCUUACAAACAGAGAGAAAGCACAAUCAUUAAAUAAUUCUUCUGAAGUUCAAAAAAAGGAAGCAACAUAUCAAGAAAUAAGGAAUCCUUUAAAACCAGAGUCUUUAGAAUUUAAUACAGAUGCAAAUAUUAAUACUGAAACUUGUGACUCAUCUUUUACAAGUGCUAGUUCAAAUGCUUGCAACAAAAUUACAAAUUUCAGCCCAUACAAUGGUGACAGCUUGGAAAAAGCCAAUAAUUUCACUUUUGGCUUGGUGAGGAAUUUUAAUAUUUCUUGUGAUAAAGAUAUGGGUGCUUGUUCUUCUGUUUGUGACACACUGCAAAAUGUUAGAUCUGUUUCUUGCAAUACAAAAGCAGAUGUUAGAACUGCUCUUGUAGACUUAGAAAAAGUAAGUGAAAAAUCUUGUGACACAGUGACUGAAAUCAGUACUAAUUUUGACACAGUUACAAAAGUCAAAGCUGCUGGUACUUAUGCAGUUAAAAAUGUCAGUGAUGUUAUUCCAGGCACAGCAGCAGAGGUCAGUGCAACUAUUCCUAACACAAGUACAAAAGUCACUGGUACUGUUAUUAACACAAUUACAAAAGCUAGCACUCCAGUUGACGACACAAUUACCAAAGCUAGCACUUCUGUUCACGACACAAUUACCAAAGCUAGCAUUUCUGUUCAUGACACAAUUACCAAAGCUAGCACUUCAGUUGACGACAAAAUUACGAAAGCUAGCACUUCUGUUCACGACACAGUUACCAAAGCUAGCACUUCAGUUGACGACAAAAUUACGAAAGCUAGCACUUCUGUUCACGACACAGUUACUAAAGCUAGCACGUCUGUUCACGACACAGUUACUAAAGCUAGCACGUCUGUUCACGACACAAUUACCAAAGCUAGCACUUCUGUUCACGACAUAGUUACCAAAGCUAGCACUUCUGUUCACGACACAAUUACCAAAGCUAGCACUUCUGUUCACGACACAAUUACCAAAGCUAGCACUUCUGUUCACGACACAAUUACCAAAGCUAGCACUUCUGUUCACGACACAAUUACCAAAGCUGGCACUUCUGUUCACGACACAACUACAAAAGCUAGCGCUUCUAUUGAUGACACAAUUACAAAAGCUAGCACUUCUGUUGACGACACAAUUACAAAAGUUAGCACUUCUGUUGACGACACAAUUACAAAAGUUAGCACUUCUGUUCAUGACACAAUUACAAAGGUCAGUACUGCUGAUCCUGGCACAGCUACAAAGGUUAGCAUUUCUGUUUCUAGCACAGCUAAGAAAGUCAAUGCUGCUGUUACUGGUAUAGUUGAAGAGAUGAGUAGUAUCUCCUGUGACACAGUCAAUAAAGUUAGUGAUAUAUCUUUUGAUAGAAUGUCAAAAGUCAGUGCAUCAUCUUGUGAAACAAAACUCAGUGACACUACUUGUAAACUGGCUACAAAAGUAAAAGCUGCUGUUGACACAGUUAAAAAGAUUGAUACGUCAUAUGACAGUAAAAUGCAAUGCAGUCCUGUAACAAAUAAUGCUACAUCUUGUGAGACAGCUGGAACAGUUAAUACCAGAUUUUGUGAUAGUUUGACAAAAGACAUUGCAUUUUCUUCUGAUAGUGUUAGAAGAUCUGAUGCAUCUUCUUUUUCCAGCAUCAUUUCUUGUGAUACUGAUAAAAAUAUUUGUGUCCAUUCUUGUGACAAAAUUUCAGGUAUUGUGCCAUCAUUUGACAAGGUGGAGGAAGAAGAAUUUAUGACCUGUGACAAAGAUAUUGUGAAUGUAAAGGACCAAGAAGCUUUGUCCGUUCAGUUUUCAGAGAGUAGAAAUCAGAAAGAGAAACUCACAGAAAUCACAUCUGAACAAAUGAAAGAUAGUAUUUUAGAAAAUAAUUCUUAUACUGAUAUAUCAUUGUCAAAUAGUCAAGAAAAUAAAGAAACUGAAGUCCUUAAAGAGAAUGAGUUUGAUAAAAUUAAGGAAGAACCAAAAAAGGUUUCUGGAGAUAUAUUGAAAGCAAGUUGUGUUCUUAAGCCUUCUUUUUGUAAGGAAAAGCAAAAUGCUAAAGAAUCCAUAGAUGUUUCCUUUUCAAAUAGAAGACAUAAAAAAGGUGAUGUUGCUAUUUAUGAUGAAAAUUUAUAUGUGGACAAAAGUAAUGUAUUAAAUUCUACUUUAAAGGUUGAGAAUAAAAUUCUUAGUCUUUCGGAUGAGUUGACAACAAGCAAGUUAGCUGCAAAGCAGUCCACUUGUCCCAGCAAAAAUUGUAUGUAUGAAAAAGAAACAAUCAUUAAAGAAUGUAGUGGUAAUGAAAUAAGUAAACAAGAGAAUUCUCCAAGGACAGAUGUUCUAAGUGUUGAAUCUUGCAAAAAUGGCAACUCUUCUGUUAGUUCCCAGAAAAAAAGAAAAAGAUGUUCAACUGAAGUACUAAAAAAAUACCCUUUGAGGAAUCGUCGUUAUCAAAAUGCUGACCUUCUCAAAUCAGAAAAGGUAGAAUCUUGUGAUAACAAUGCUUUUGCUGUUAAAAAUGAGAAGCUGUAUCAAAAUAAUAUUGAUUCUUCUAUUAAAGUAAAUAAAGAAACAAGCAGAUGCUUUGUAAAUGGGAAAAAAAAUGCACAUUGUACUGAACACACAAAACAAUUAAGUUACCCAUUAAAACGUAAGCUGAGACAUACACCAGCUCGUUUGUCUAGUUUGUACAGCAGGCUUGAUUCUAACACUGUGGAGAGGUACCUGAAAAGUCAUGAAAUUGAGUUUGAACAUAAAAUAUCCCACCCAAUAAAUGGGUUCAAAAAGCAAGCUCACCAGGAAGAGCUAAUUGUGAAUGGGAUCACUAAGGAAUUAGAUGUCAGUAAUUGUACUUAUGAAGACUACAAGACUAGUGUAGGUGUUGGUUCUGUGAAUAAGAACUUUUGUUUUGUUGAAUAUUCUGCUAAAAAGAAAAUAUUAAAAGUAUCAGAUACUAAUGACCAGAACUGUGAUAGCUUUCUAGAAAAUAACAGUUCGCAUUUAAAUGAAUUUCAGAUCCAACUUGAGAAUAAGCUCGCUAGGCUUCCUGUUGUAUCUGAACUAAACAGUGGUUCAAAAAUAAGCACUGUUCAGUCUUUUAAAAAUGAAGCUGUAGAAAGAUCAUUCACAAAACUCCCUAUAUCAUGUUCUAGUCCAAACCAGUCUACUAAAGAAUCUCAAAACGCGUCAAUAAACCAUUACUUCAGAGAAAAAGAGCAAUCUUCUUGUACAGAUCAUACCUCAGAGGUUCCUUUCCAGAACACAUCUCCAGAUCAACUCAACGAAAAAAAUGUCCAGAAAUCCCCUUUAAUAGAUUGCAGCAUAGUGAAAUCUCUUGAGAAAGCAAAUGUAAAUCAAUCUAUCGAUGAAGUUACUCAAAAAACAUCAACAGAACAGCUUGGGAUGAAAGGUUAUCAGAAAUCUUUUUGUACAGAAACCACUAACAAGGAAGUUAAGAACUUAUCCUCAGAAGAGAGAAUUGAAGAUGCUGAAUAUGAUUUGUCUUGUACAAACUACCACAUUAAAAAAUCUCUACAAACCACAUCCACAAAGCAAAACAAGAGCAAUGUUUCUCAAGGACAUUCUAACACAAAACACUCAACUGAUGAUCUACAAAACACACAUGAAGAUCAUUUGGUUAAUGAUGUUUCGAAAAGCACAUUCCCAGAUCAGAGCAUUAAGGAUAACUUCCAGAAGUUUUCUCCAAACCCACCUACUAAGGAUGUCUUGCUUAAUACAUCUAAUCCAAUCCAAAAUAUUGCAAACCCUUUGCAGGAAGCAUGUUCAGUUCUGUCUUUCAAUAAAUCUUCACCAACUGCAGUUAGCUUGAAAGUACCUGUUGAUGAAAAGUGUGUAAAUCAGGGACAUUUGAUGAAUAACCAUAAAUUAGAAGAGUCAGGGUAUGUAAUAAAUAAACAUUUUUUGCAGACUUCUAAAGAAGCUAGUGUUUCUCAAGAUGAAUUUUCAAGUAAUUCAGCACAAAAUCAUGUAAAUUUGCAAGUUAGUAGUGAGCUGCCGAGAUCCAGUGAAAAAUCUCUACUCAAUAACAUUGCCCUUUCUUCAUUAAGUAGAACCUCAUCUGCUGAGAGGAAUGAAUCUGAUCAGGAGUUUAUAAACCAGUUUAAGUCACAUGAUAAUAUUUCAAAUAACAAGAUGGAAAAUAGUAAGAAAAGUAAUACCAUAGCUGUUGAAUGUAAACCAAAAUCAAAAACAUUUAUAGGAUUAGGAGAUGUUUCACCUGGUUUAAAAAAACGAAACCGCACUCAAGAACAAAGAAAAAUCAUGCCAAAUAUUUUGUCAUCAAAGAAACAUAUUCUUCCCAAAAAACCAGCAGUAGUAGUACAAGAAGCAUGUUCGUCAGUGUUUACUCAGUCUGUGCCUAGUGAUAUUAGUCUUCCAUAUGGGCUGACAUCUGUUCAACAUCUUCAGGAAGCACCAGUAGCUAGUGGAAUAAUGGGUGUCAAUAAUAUAGUCAUGGGAACAUCGAUAAACCCUGUUGCUGUUCCUAUUGAAAACCAUAUACAACCUAGUGUUUUUUUACCAUCAGGUUCAAACUUUACAAAUAACAUGGAAAUAAGACAGGUCUCGGGAGGAACUGUUUUAGUACCUGCAGAUAAUAGCAGUUACCUUGAUGGUACUUUUUGUGGAACCCAAGUGCCAACAUUAUUAAAUGGACUGACUGCUUCGGCUUCUCCAGUUUUGAAUGUAGCACAGAAUUCACAGAUUACUUACCUUGGUUCAUUCAGCCUUCCUAAUGGUGAUUUCAACUCCUUGACCAUGAAUCUUGAAACAUUUAUUGCCCAAAAACUGAGUGUAACUCUUCCAGUCCCUCAAGUCACUAUUCCCAAUGUGUUGGUAAAUCCUGUUGUUCAGUACUCUUUCUCAGAAACUAGGUACCAGGUUCAAAACACAUUUCCUAUCAUUAAUAAUAAUCUUUCGGAAUUUUCUGGACCUUGUUCUAGUUUCCAAGCAGCUUUACCACAAACCCUGAUAUCAACACAGCAGCUACCUGUUAUACAGCAACAUCUUACUCCAGUUAACUCUGUUCCACUAAAUACUGUGAAUCUUAAUUCUCCUUUGGUUUCUACAGUUCAUCAUAACAGUCCUCUAGUUUUUACUUCUCCUCCUGAGAACAGUCAGUUGCUUACACCAACCAAUCAUACCAUUCAGCUUGUCAAUGGCUCUUGGCCAACUCAGGCAACACUCCCUACUUCCUGUUGGGGAGCUAACAUUGAGCAUACUCAAAUUUCACCAAUUUUGCAAGUGGCAGGACAGUUCAAACACUGUCAAAAUGUUGUAAAUCAGUCUUCUGAUUCUCACAUGGAUAUAGGGUUUCCAAAGACAUCAGGAACUACUAUUCAACAAGUAGAAACACAGUGUUUAUCAAAUUUAAAUGUAGAAAAUAGUUCAAAUAUUGAAAUGACCACACCAUCUUGUGAUAAGUCAGAAAAACAUAUACUGAAUAAAACAGUUCUUGACAAGGCAGCCCAACAGAUGAUAUCACUUUCUUCUCAGCUUGUAGGAAAGCAACAGCAUCAAGCUUCUACGGGUGACUUAUCCCAAAAACCUACAAAAUCGAAACUUCCUUUUUUUCGAUCACGUGUUAAAAAUUUUAGGAGUUUUCAGAAUAGUAAAUAUGAUAAGGUAAAGGAAAAAAAACUUGCCAUUUGUAGUAAGCCUAUUACAUCUAAAGAAACUGAUACUUCCAAAUCUCUGUCAGCAAUAGCUAUGAGGCUACCUGUUCAAGGAACUAGUUUUCCUGCACCUGCCAAUCACAUUCUACAGCCAAAUUAUCCAUGUUUAGGUGAAAUGGAAUGUAAUAAUUUGAACACACAGCCUUCUGUUAGUAAAGUACCAUUACCCUCACCACUGUAUAUUCCAAGGACAAAAAGCACACAUGUAAGCUGUGCAACUUUAGAACCAAAGAUGAACAAAACAGGGAAAUUUGAUCAGUCCAUAGUUGAUCUUACUGUUUUUUCUGGAACAGAAGAUGAAAAUGUUGAACCAAAUAAUAAGAAAGGUAGUUUUUCCAACCAUGUGACUAAAAUAUAUAAUGCUGAAAAUCUUAAAGCUAAAGACCCUGUUCCUGGUAAAAAAGUUGACAAAGUUACUUUGGAAAACAAUAGGACUUUUUCAUCCACCUCUUCUCAAGUGUUAAGAAAAGCCACAUCCCCAGCACACUCCAGUAAGGAAAAUUCUUCAUUAUACUCUGCCAGUUCCAGUGCUCCUGAAGUCAUAGUUCUUCCUAAGCAUAGACCAUUAGUAGAUACUGAAGGAGACCAGCAUGAAAUAGACUGUUCCAUUCUCAUGGCCUUGCAUCAGCAGGAACAGUUAAAUCUCAGCUCUGCAGAAGACAAAAAUCCUAAACAAAAUCAGCCUUUUAUUGUGUUUGAAGUCAGCAGUACUGAUGGAUUCUAUGCAAGUUCUCAUGAUCUUGAUGAAGUGUGGAAUGUUCUGUGGGAAAGAAUAGCAGAUGCUAGGGCAGCUGCUCAUCUACCACCACUGAAUCUUGACAACAUUGAUGGACUGGCUUGGAUGGGCUUAAAACAUGAAGCAGUGGUUUAUAUGUUGGAGCAGCUUCAUGGAGUAGAGGAAUGCAAUAACUACACUUUCCGUUUCCACCGUCCAGUAGGAUCAAGGGAGAAGCUUCCUGAGAAUCCAACAGGGUGUGCUCGAACAGAACCUUACAGAAACAGGAAAGAGCAUGACAUGUUCAACUUCCUUGCUUCUCAGCACCGUAGGCCUCCUAUGUUUCAUUCUGCUCAUGAUGAAGAUCUAUUCCUGAAGUCUACACGGCGAGCCACUAGUCUAGAUUUGCCAAUGGCAAUGAGGUUUAGACAUUUAAGGAGCACAACCAGAGGUGUUGUUGGAGUAUACAGGUCACGUAUCCAUGGGCGUGGACUCUUCUGCAAACGUACCAUAGAUCCUGGUGAGAUGGUUAUAGAAUAUGCUGGUGAAGUAAUAAGGCCUGUCCUAACUGACAAGAGGGAGAAGUACUAUGAAAGCAAGGGUAUUGGCUGUUACAUGUUUCGAAUUGAUGACAAUGAAGUAGUGGAUGCAACAAUGUGUGGAAAUGCUGCACGCUUUAUUAAUCAUUCAUGUGAACCCAAUUGUUAUUCAAAAGUUGUCACUGUUGAUGGAAAAAAGCAUAUUGUGAUCUUUGCUCUAAGGAGGAUAAACAAAGGAGAGGAGCUAACUUAUGACUAUAAAUUCCCAUUUGAAGAUGUGAAGAUUCCCUGUACUUGCGGCUCAAGAAGAUGUCGCAAAUAUUUGAAUUAAAUUUGCAUCUAAUAGGUCCACCACAGCAUGUUGUGAGCAGGGUUAAGCUUAUUAACAUAAAGAAAAUUUUGAAAAGUAUGUUACCAUCAUUUUCAUAUGAUUUUAUUCAUGUGUAGGUUAAUUUUACAGAAAUGUCUGCUUAUAAAAUUUGAACUUUUUGAUUGUUCUGACAUGACUCUGUGCCACCUAUUGCCUCACAGCCAGCUGAAAUGGAGCACUCUACACGAGGGAAGUUUGUGCUCAGAGUCAAAAGUUUGUUUUAUAUAAAAAAAUCAAUUGUAAUGUUUUAUGUGUUAGAUAGUUUACAUAUAACAUUUAUGUGCUAUAUGUAUGUUAUAAAAAAGACAAAUCUAAUCUCUCAGAAUAAUUUGUAUAUACUAUUUUAUUUCAUGUAACAGAUCAGAAUAGCUUUUAUGGAUAGUCGUAUCAAUUGAGAAAAACAGAAAUACAGCAAUGAUCUAUUCAGUCUUUAAUGCUUCAAGUACCUCUUAUUGAUUAUUGUAUUUAGAAUACAUAUUAAAUAGUUUUUUUAAAACUUUAUGUGAUAAUUAUAUUUUAAGUAGAAAAAAAUUAUGUACUUCAUUGUUCUUGUGUUAGUGUCAUUGAAUAGAUUGGUUGGUGGUCUCAUUGAUUACCAGGAAGUACAUUUAAGAAUGGUGCUUUAGAACAUUGUAACUUUUACAUAAAUGAUGUUUGUAUAUAAAAUUUGAGAGCUAAAAUUAAAUGAACAUAUUGUCAUAAUAUAUAUCAAAGGUUUUCUUAACAUCUUCAAGUUGCAAACCUUCCUUAUUGAUUUCAGAAGCAAGGACUUAUUCAGAAUUUCAGGGAAAUUCCUCAAACCUGCCAAGAGCUGGUCACUUUUUGCAUAUUUAAUAUUUUUGCACCACGUAUUGGCAGGUAACGUGGCAGCAAGAAGUCCAUAAAGUUCAUCAAUAAAGGUAGCAGUUAGAUUGUGAAAGUUUGUAAGUGCAACUUCAUUGAGUUAAUUUGUGUGAUUAGCAGAAAGUUUUCUUGGAAACAUGUUGAAUCGUCCACCUAGUAUAACCAUAUUUCAUUGCUAAAGAUUCACUAUCUUUGUACAAAUAGGCAAAUGUGCCACAUUUCUUUCUUGAAACAUCAUUACGAGCAUAUCAUUAUGUAAGCUGAUAGCUUAAGAAUGUGUAAAUGGAAAUUCCUAAUGAUAUUUGAAGUAACUGACUCACAGAGAUUUUGAUUGGAACAAGUUAUUGACAUUGUAGUGAAAGUCAAGAUAGGUGUGCCAAUCCAACUUUGUAACUGACACAACAAUGUGUUUCUUAAAUGUGUUUUUUGUUGGUGCUGAGGUUAAAAAAAGUUAAUACAACUGAAAUUAGAGGCCUUUACAUAAAGAUUGUUUUUAAAUGUUUUUAGAAAUUUCCAAAAAGGAAAAAAAAUGCUGUGAUUUCCAAAUUUUGCAAUGAUUCACAUUUUUGAAUAGUAGUCUAGCAGAAUUAAGUCCCUUAGAUCUAUACUAGAGAAUUGAAUAAUAUUAAUAGCUGAUGUUGUAAUUGGUAAUGACAGCUUUUAUUGAUCAUAUUCAAUGUCAAUUUUAAAAUGCCUUUGAGUGUCCAAAGUACCCAUCACCAAAAAAAUAAUAAUAAUGAUUUUUUAUGUUCUUUGUUUUAAUAAGAUUACUGAAUAAUAUCAUUUUGACAACCAUUGCUUUCCAAUCUUGAGAAUUUCAAGUUCAUAACAUGAACAGCCUCAUAAAACACUGUACAAUGAUACUGUUGUAUUCAGUAAUCAUUCCUUGAUGGUCAUAAAAGUAAGUCAUUUCAAAAUGCAUGUCCAGAAUUUGAAGAUGGCUUUACAAUUCUUGCUAGGAAAUCAGAAUUACAUGCAUUUGUAGUUAAUUGUGAUUUUACAUUUUAAUUCCAUUCCUUCACUUAGUUAUUGCAUAGUAAUUUUCAUUUACAAUGUUAGCAUGAAUCCUUAUGAGGUUUAUUUCUGUAAUUAAGAUUAGUAUAACAACUAAAACAAUUAAAAAUUGCUUUUAUCCAUGUAUCUGGAGUAAAAAGUAUAGCAAUGGUCAUUUGAAUAAAUACAUUUGACUUAUUUUGUACCAAAAAUUCAGUAUAUGGUAUUUGUCUUUUAGUAAUAUUUUAACCAUUAUAAUAAUUCCAGUAAUAGAGUAAUUUGUACAUUGUGUAAAUCAAUUUUUUUUUCACCUCUGUUUUGUAAUUAUUUUCAAGGGACUACAAUUAGUUGUUUAGUAUAUCCAUUUUGUAUGAAAUAGUUUCUUAAAAAUUAAUCAUGCUAGUGUAAACAGUUAAACUGUUGUCUCUGUAACAUGUAGGUUUUUGAUGUCUAAUGUUAAAAAAUGCAAAAGUAUAUAGAAGCAAGCUGCUUUAAGUAACAGAAUGAUAGUAAAAUUACAGAAAUCACACUUAUUAACAGAAGUUUCAGAUCCACUUAUUAUUAGGUUAUUUUAUCUGAAUGAUUUUGUGAAUGUGAGGAAGAUUAUAGCAGUAGGUGAAAUCUAUAGUUAAUUACUACUUUAUUAGUUUAUCUAAAGUUAAAAUGUGCUCAAAUAUAGAUAACAAUCUUAAAUAAUUUGUUUUCUAAAUUAAAAUAUAUAUAUAUAUUGAUUGGGGAAUUGUGAAUCCAAGUUAGUGAUUUUAAAGUUUUUGAUACAUUAAACAUUGGAGGUUUAAAAAUCUUAUUUGGUAUAACAAUCACAAAUAGAACAACCGUAUUCGGGUGGUUUUCUAUAUUUGAUUCAACUUGUGUCAUGUUGACUUAAAAGGUCAUUUUGUCUUUCACAGCAAUUGAUGUGAUGCACUUAUUUUUCUAACAAAAAAGUGCCUUUUUUACUCAUUACUAGAAAAAGAAAACCAUAAUGGGAUUUGGCUUAAUUUUGUAUAGUUGUCUAAUCUUAAAUCUCUCAUGGUUUUGAUGACACAGUAUGAAAUUGUGAGACCUAAAUUUGUUCUCAUGGCAUCAAAGAUGUCUUGUGUAAUGUCUACCAUUAAAAGUAUGAGAAUAGUAACUAUCCCAAUAAUCUUCUUGUAAAAAUAGAAUUAAAAAGGUAUAAUUUGAGAGCUAUGUUUAAAAAAUGGAUCUUUAACAGAAGAUAUAUUAUACUGGAUAAAGUUGUAGAUAUUUCGUAAAAAAAAAGUGUAGGAAAAAUAUCAGUUGUAGAGCAUUUGAGUUUAUUAUGGCACUGGUCUAUUUUAAGCAGUUUUCAAUAUUAUAUGAUUGCUUUAGGCAUUCACUUUUUUGUAAGUGUAUUUCAAUUAAUCCAGUUAGAGUAAUUUAAGUGAACUUUCUCAGUAUUCAUAUGUAAAAGUCAAUCGGUGAAUAAGCUUUUAAUCCAAUAAAAAUUUAAGCUUGCUAUAUGUUGAUUUAGAAGCACCAAUGGAAAAUAUUUUUUUACAGCCCUAUUUACUUUAAUUUUUUUCAUAUUUGAAAUUUAGCUUCUACAUUCAAAAUACAAAAUAUUUUAAUCUUUUCUUUAUAUUGAACGUUAGCUACAAGAACAGUAUUUGACUGCUUAUAUGAUGAAGUUUAUACUUCAUCUAGAGAAGCAUUAUAAGAUGUUAUAUAACUGUAGCCAGUUUGAAUCUUUAAUUUUUUUUUUUAAUUCUUGGUAUUUUACUCUUUGGUGUACGGUUAUUAUCAAUUUUGAUGGUGUUUUCUUGGAGAUUUAGAUAACCCCAAAAAUUGUUAUAUUCUGUGAGAAUACAGUAGUUCGGCCCUUUGUGUAUGAGAAGAAAUCUAAAAGGUGAUAAAAACAUUCUUAAUGAUUAAUUACUGGAAGCAGUUUUAAAUAAUUUUUGAAUCAUAAACCUGAGAACUAAGCAUUUCUUAUUGAAAGCUGCAAAGAUUUAGUGUUGUUGGUUGCUGAAAUAUUUUUGACAUUACGUGUCAUAUCUUACCAGUAAAACUGUGUGACCAGUAUUCCUGCUGUAUAAUAUCACACGUGCAGCUUCUCAGACAUAUGGGUACAUUGCUAAAACUACCCAUUAACAGUAUCACAUUUUCUUUAAUAUGAUAACUGAGUUAAAUCAAACAGCACUAAUCUUGCAUGAAAGUGAGAUGUUAUUGUCAUACAGCAUACCUGAGAUGACUGUUGCAGAAAUAUAGCAUAGAUCACAUAACUAUCCACUCGAAUAGGCGGAUACUAACAACAUUGCCGAACAUGAUUUUGUUCUGAAAUAACUAAAUGAGAAACUUAACAUUAAUCAUAAAAGCUUCCACUUGAGUGUCAAUACACAUGCAAUUUUCUGAAAAAUGAUUACACACGUGACUUAAGAUACAGUACUAGAGACAGCAUUAGGAACACAACUUCCUGUCCAAGCACAUAAUGACCUUCUUAAAUGACUUAGACACAGCAUCAUUCACACAUCUGCAUACCAGUAUGUAAAGAAUAACUUCAUAAAUAUUAGAAAAUGGUCCACUCAGAAUUUUGUUGCUUAAAAGUGUAUUACAUCAUCUUUGUAUUCAUAAAAAUGGAAGAAUUUGUAUAGUUGUUUAUUAGCAUGAGAUUGUUACAGCUAAAACUAACUACUGAGAAUAAAAUAUAUUACUAUAAUACUAGAAUUAUGUAGUUUCUUGAUGUUUAGUCUAUUCUAGUUUGUAAAAUGUCUGCAAUAUUAAAAAAAAUCGAUUGUUUUAAAUUGUAAAUACUAUAGAAUGAAGUUUAGAAGUGAAUGACCAUAAGAAAUAGUAGUGGCGCUAUGGUACCCAUUAUAUUUCAUUCUGUGAUGUUUUUGUAAACUGAACAUCCUUGUUUUGAAUGUUUUGUUGUUCUCCUACUGUCAUUAUGUACAUAAUCAUAGUUGAAAUAAAAGUAAUAAAGGUUUUAUCUUUUCAGAAAAAUAA
Messenger RNA from Limulus polyphemus (Atlantic horseshoe crab), 20170 nucleotides. RefSeq lists its product as uncharacterized. The coding region runs from base 44 to 15328 and encodes 5094 amino acids. The transcript has 35 exons. The record is from RefSeq and is a predicted model, not a curated record. Gene Ontology annotation, biological process: positive regulation of DNA-templated transcription. Gene Ontology annotation, molecular function: DNA-binding transcription factor activity; histone H3K4 methyltransferase activity; sequence-specific DNA binding. Lineage: Eukaryota; Metazoa; Arthropoda; Merostomata; Xiphosura; Limulidae. Gene Ontology annotation, cellular component: histone methyltransferase complex; nucleus.